AUGUGGCGAAGUGCACAGUACGUCAAACCGGAAGCUCUCAAGUCCAAAGGAGGUGAUGACGACGACGACGACAACUGGGACACUGAUCCAGAUUUUGUGAACGACGUCAGCGAGGCGGACAGCCGCUGGGGCUCCAAGACAGUGUCCGGCUCGGGGCGCUCGGCGGCGGCCAUUGAUCUCGACCAACUCCGCACCGACGUCCACGCCGAGGACAGCGUCGUGAAGGAGAAGACGGCUCACGAGUCGCAGACGGACCUGAAGAAAGGUUUCGGCGGGCAGUUUGGCGUGCAAACGGACCGCCAGGACGCCUCCGCCGUCGGCUUCGACUACCACGAGAAGCUCGCGGCCCACGCCUCGCAGAAGGACCACUCGGCGGGCUUUGGUGGAAAGUUUGGCGUCCAGAAGGACCGAGUUGAUAAGUCGGCGGUCGGUUGGGAACAUCAUGAAAAGGUGGAGAAGCAUGAGUCGCAAAAAGAUCACUCCUUUGGCUUUGGAGGAAAGUUUGGCGUGCAGAAGGACCGCCUGGACAAGUCGGCCGUCGGCUGGGAGCACCACGAGAAGGUGGACAAGCAUGAGUCGCAGAAAGAUCACUCUUUCGGCUUUGGCGGAAAGUUUGGCGUGCAGAAGGAUCGAGUCGAUAAGUCGGCGGUGGGCUGGGAACAUCACGAGAAGGUGGAUAAGCAUGAGUCUCAGAAAGAUCACUCCUUUGGUUUUGGAGGUAAAUUCGGUGUCCAGAAGGAUCGGCUGGACAAGUCGGCUGUCGGCUGGGAGCAUCAUGAGAAGGUAGACAAGCACGAAUCGCAGAAAGACUACUCGGUCGGCUUUGGAGGAAAGUUUGGCGUUCAGAAGGACCGAAUCGAUAAAUCGGCCGUCGGCUGGGAACACCACGAGAAGGUGGACAAGCACGAGUCGCAGAAAGACUACUCAGUCGGCUUUGGCGGGAAGUUUGGCGUUCAGAAGGACCGCCUUGAUAAGUCGGCCGUCGGCUGGGAGCACCACGAGAAGACCACCAGCGAGGAAGAAAAAGAAAAGCCCAAAAUCGAAGCGAAAGGCGGCGACGCCAAGUCACUUCGAGCCCGUUUCGAAAAUCUCGCCAAGGCGGACGAGUCGGAGUCGCGAAAGCGACUUGACGCGGAGCGAGCCAAACGGCUGGAACGGGAGAAGCUGGAGAGUGAGCAGGCGAGGCAGGCCGAGGCUGAUCGGCAGGCAAAGCUAAAGGAGGACUCCUCCUUGGAGAUGGGCCAGAAGGAGGAGGCGGAGGAGAAGAUUGUCCACCGAGGAGGUCGAAGAGAUUCUUCCAGUUCGGAUGAUGAUGAUGAGGCAGAAGAGGUGCCAUCCUCCCCGGUCAAAAGUCCGCACGCCUUUGGGCGAGGCAUUGGCGUCAGCGUCUUUCCGGUGCUAGAACAGCAGCAGAAGAGUAGUGGUCCAGCAGCGAUGGGAGUGAAGGUGGCGGAAGUUCCCGAGGAGGAGGUAACAGCAACAACAGUUCAGCAAACUCCACCGUCACCGCCAUCACCACAACCUGCAGCAGCAUCAGCAGCAGUUUCGGCCCUAGCAACCGCAAUGACAUCAGCAAUUCCCGUGCAAAAAGAAGAGGAGAAGGAAGAAGAGGAGGAGAAUGCUUGGAAGGAUGAGCCGGAGGAGAAGGAAAUCGAAGCACAACAACAGCAACAACAACAAACGCAACAACAACAAACGCAACAAUCACCGACGCCAGAGCUUACCAGCAACUCCACAGCUGAAGUGGAAGUUUCUCCUUCGAGUGAAGGCCAAGGACAGAGCGCCAUUGCCCUGUACGACUACGAGGCGGCCGAGUCGGAUGAGAUCUCCUUCGACCCGGACGACAUUAUCACCGAGAUUGAACAGGUGGACA
Molecule: messenger RNA, 1873 nt
Organism: Rhagoletis zephyria (snowberry fruit fly)
Lineage: Eukaryota; Metazoa; Arthropoda; Insecta; Diptera; Tephritidae
Source: RefSeq, a predicted model, not a curated record